Molecule: messenger RNA, 3545 nt
Organism: Zerene cesonia (dogface butterfly)
Lineage: Eukaryota; Metazoa; Arthropoda; Insecta; Lepidoptera; Pieridae
Gene: mbt
Product: serine/threonine-protein kinase PAK mbt
Exons: 10
Coding region: 371-2080 (569 amino acids)
Biological process (GO): protein phosphorylation; intracellular signal transduction; regulation of MAPK cascade
Cellular component (GO): cytoplasm
Molecular function (GO): protein serine/threonine kinase activity; ATP binding
Source: RefSeq, a predicted model, not a curated record
ACAACACUAGUGCUACUGCUCCAUGCAAAAGGAUUCAACUGUCGGCACUCCUAUGUCAUAAAUCAUUAAUUUUUAAACAUUAUCAAGUUUACAUUUUAUCGUUUAUUUAAUUAGUUAUCGAUUGAUUACUUUGUAUACGUUCAAUGUAUGGGGUAUGUUUUCCCAGUCUCUCAAUUACUGCUAAACUUUCACUAGCUCUGUAAUGUGAAUGCUAUGUUGACUGUCAAUUUAAACGCAUAGGUACCUAUUCAAUUUAUGAGUAUUGAGUAGGGCAUGGCUACGACGAAUUACAUGGAAGUGAAAUUAGAUUAACAUUGGCCUCUAUUAGUUGAAGAUAUUUCAUUAAAAAUUGUGCAUUUACUAAGUUACAAUGUUUUCGAAGAAAAAGAAGAAGCCUUUAAUUUCACCUCCCAGUAACUUCGAGCAUAGAGUUCAUACUGGCUUUGACAAAAGAGAGGGCAAAUUUGUUGGUCUUCCACUACAAUGGGCCUCGCUUGUUGGAAAUAAUCAGAUAUUGAAGUCUACUAAUAGGCCACUACCCUUAGUUGAUCCAUCAGAAAUAACGCCUACAGAGAUAUUGGAUUUAAAGACUGUCGUGAGGGGUGAUCACAGAACAAGCUCGGUAGCAGCAAUAUCACGUCCCACAUCCACCAAUCCCACAUCUCAGCCGAUACAGAAUGGUGUUGUUUUACCAAAAACAUCAAAUGUUGCCAGAUCUAAUUCUUUAAGGAGUUCUAGUCCGCCAAGAAUAAGGCGUGACUUACGUAGUCAAGCUAACAUCCCCCCAUCAGUACCUGAGGAAUCACCACCAAAUGUACCUGCCUCUGCUCAAUAUCCAUCCUUACACCGUGAACACAGUAACUACACUCUUAACCAACCAAUAAGGGAAUCCCCAGUUGAAUGGUCACAGCAUGCUCAUGAAGCAACAAUAAGAUCAACAAAUGAUGUAAAUGACAAUCAACAAUCAAAUAUGACAUACCAGAAUAUACAAAAUGCAAAUAUACCUUAUCAACAUAAUCAUCCACCUCCACAGUCUAUGUUGCAUCAACAAUCACUUGGUAUGAAUGGAAAUAAUAUGAAUUUAGGUGAUUCAUACUCCAGUGGUGUUCGGCACCCAGGGCCUCCGCCCCCCGCCACGCAGUUGCCCCUCGCCGCCUCUAAACAUGAGUUACGUUUGACCCAUGAACAGUUCCGCGCCGCACUCCGUUUGGUAGUGAGCGAGGGUGAUCCCAGAGAGACGUUGACGGGAUUUAGUAAAAUCGGGAAAGGCAGUACCGGCGUGGUCUGCGUGGCAACCGACACGAGGACACGACGCCGCGUUGCAGUCAAGAUGAUGAACUUACGUAACCAGCAGAGACGAGAGCUGUUGUUUAAUGAAGUGGUGAUAAUGCGCGACUACCCUCACCCAAAUAUAGUGGAAAUGUAUGCUUCAUACUUAGUAGGCAAUGAAUUAUGGGUUGUUAUGGAGUACAUGGCUGGGGCCUCUCUCACCCAAAUAGUCACUAGAGCGAGAAUGGACCCUGAACAAAUUGCUACUGUUUGUAAACAGUGCUUGAAGGCUUUAGCAUUCUUACAUGGACAAGGAGUAAUCCACCGAGACAUAAAAUCGGAUUCUAUUCUUAUGACAGCUGAUGGACGUGUCAAACUGUCUGACUUUGGUUUCUGUGCUCAAGUCUCACAGGAGCUGCCAAAGCGCAAAUCCCUAGUGGGCACGCCAUAUUGGAUGUCGCCGGAAGUGGUGUUGCGUCUGCCAUACGGGCCGGAAGUGGAUGUGUGGUCGCUCGGCAUCAUGGUUAUCGAGAUGAUUGAUGGGGAACCGCCGUUCUUCAAUGAACCGCCGCUGCAGGCGAUGCGACGCAUCCGCGACAUGCCGCCGCCGCGGGCGCGCGGGCUGGCGCGCUGCCCGGCGGACCUGGGCGCGUUCCUGGAGUGCGCGCUGGUGCGCGACCCGGCGCAGCGCCACUCGGCGGCGCGCCUGCUGCACCACCCCUUCCUGCGGCGCGCCGGCCCGCCCGCGCUGCUCGUGCCGCUGCAGCCGCCGCAGCCGCCGCAGCCGCCGCAGCCGCCGCCGCCCUCCUGAGCCGCCCGACGGAUCACGAGAUAUACAAGUUACGAAGUCGAACGCUCUCCGAGUGAACCAAUGACGAAAUCAGUUUUUUUGCUGACAAUGACUAUCAUGACAUUGUUUCCACCUAUCCUUAACAGCAUUUCAAAUAAUAUACAUGUUUUAUGGUGACAGCUUUAUUGACGACUAAUAUUUUUAGAUGUCAUCACUAUUCACCAGAAAUCCAGUGAAUCAUUCCACUAUAAUUAAUAUACUAAGUAUUAAUCACUCAUUCCUUAUGUUAUGCAUGCGUGUAGUAUAUAAAUCAACUUCUAUUUUUCUGCAAAGUUAUUUAUAUUGUUGACGAUAUUAUUGUUUUGCCAUAGAUUGUUGGUUAUAAUAUACAAUUUUCUUAGGUUAUGACAAUGCCUUGAAUGUAAGUUAAGAUUGUUUCGCCCCGUCCAUUGGCCGUUUUAAUAUUGCAUUAGUUAGAUUAUAUUAUCGACAAAAAUCACGUUGAGGCCUUUGUUAUUGUGUAAUUAGUAAUAUAUUUGCUAUGAAAAUUAUUUCUUGUAAGUGGAUAAAGUGAUUAGACGUUAGUGCCAGGUUCAGUGCCUCAAGUUAAAAUUAAUCAGUAUUAUUAUUAAAUCAAUUUAAUGAUUAUUGUAAUUUUUAUAUGUAUUUUGUAUUGGUAGCUCAAUAUUUACCUACGUGAAUAAAUUAUAAUUGGUAGAAUAUUUGAUUUAUGGGGGAAAUAUAUAUUUUUUUAGGUGUGGCCUAAUUUGUUAUGGACAAAUUGAUAUAAUAUUUCGAUAAUCAAUUAUUAUUAAAAUAAUGUUUGUGUCACUUUUUUCUUUAACUAUUUUUCUUAACAUUCCAUUCAUAAUCAUGUUAAUUUAUUUACUAAUGAACUGUGUUACAAAGAUUUUGCACCUAAAGUGAUUACUUAAAUUGUUGAAAAAUGCUAGCAUAUUAAUACGAUACUUAGACUGAACAUUUUUUCUGUAGAAGCUAGUUUAUUUAAUAAUUCAGUACUUACUAAAGGCAUAUUCAUCAUGAAGUUUGAUCCGCCUUCCCUAAAAUAGAAUUUUGCUAUAAAUAUUUUCGAUGUUGUGAAAAAUUAUGAAUUGCAUACUCAAUAUUUUUUUUAGUAGUAUGAAAUAACGUGUUGUUAAUUUCUAAAGAGAAUUAGUGCAAUCGUCACUAUAGAGUGUGUAAAUGGCUAUAAGCCGCCGAUUGAUCACAUAAGAUUAUUGCCAGUGCCUGCACAUGUUGUAGAUUUUUUGCUGCCUUAUAGAAAUUAAGUGCCUUAACGGUUUGCAUUGUUUGAUUUUGCACAUUGCACUUGACUGUUUCAUCACAAACUCACUCAACCCCGAGAAGCAAUAGAAGUAUAGAUGUGUAAUUUAUUGUGACUCAAUUUUUAAGGUAUAUGCCAAAUAUAUUGUAAUAUUGUCACGUUGUUAAGAACUGUUAUGAUAUAUAGAUUUUUGAAAGAAAA